Nicrophorus vespilloides is the source of this 1480-nucleotide messenger RNA. RefSeq lists its product as uncharacterized. Lineage: Eukaryota; Metazoa; Arthropoda; Insecta; Coleoptera; Silphidae. The transcript has 2 exons. The coding region runs from base 268 to 1407 and encodes 379 amino acids. The record is from RefSeq and is a predicted model, not a curated record.
GCAGAUUUGAAAAGGUUAACAUGCACGUUGAGGAUAUAAUCUUAAAAACUUAUGUUACCUUUGUAGAAGUUGAUGAGUGUGUGCAAUUUAUCGUCUAUCAAUUGGCAUUGCUCACGUUUGCCGUAUUUCAAAACAGAAAACAAUUCGCAACCUUGCCUUGGUUGCGGUGCGUGAAACGCGAAAACAAACAAACCGAAAUUGAAGUAUAAAAGUUUGGCAUGCCGAAGAGCUCACCAUCAGUUUGGUAUCAACGAGAAUUUGAGCAAUAUGAAGAGUUUUGGAUGCAUCGCAGCUAUCGCAGUUCUAGCGAUCGUCGCUAGAGAGGCUAACUCCGCCUGCCUCUGCAGUUUUGGCGAAGGUCGCGACAUGUGCAGCGGACCAAAAUGCGCCCCGAUGGUCAUCAGACCAGCGAAGUUGCCUAAAUUGAACUUGGAGGACAUCAGCAAACCGAGAGUAGUCUGCAAGCAGGUCGGUGGAUUGCCAGCGCUCAAGCCGAUCGGUGAUCUGUGCUCCUGCAAACAAUCCAUCGUCGUCCCUGCUUUCGUACCGAAACCAGUUUGCGCUUCCUGCAAGAAACAGAGCUGCGGUUGCGGCGCUUCAUCCUCGGGUGCUUCAUCAUCUUCGUCAUCUUACGGUGGUGGCUCAUCGUACAGCGGUAGCUCUUCUUACAGCGGAGCUUCAUCUUUCAACGGUGGUUCAUCAUAUGCUGGAGGUUCUGCAGCUUCUUACUCUGCACCCGCUUACGCUCCUCAACAGGAAGAGAUCGUUUACACCGCCGCCGCUGAUCCAGUCUCUCUGAGUUUGGCGUACAAAGCUCAACAGAAAGCAUGCUCGACCAGCGAAGACAAAUUGGCUUUCGGUUUCCGCCGUUUGCCCAUCGACGGAUCAAAGGCUAAGAUUGUCAAGAACGUGCCCGAAGAGCUUUUGUACAAACUGAACGGUGAAAUUGUCGAAUUGAAACCGGUCUCCUGCAACAAAGGAAUAUCCGUCGAUGAGGAAGCCAUGGAACAAUUGGCGGCCGAGGAGUACGCCGACGAAAUCGAUACUCAGGAAUUCGGCGGUGGAAGCGUGAAACAAUUGAGCUACGGCGAAAUCGGUUUUGGCAAAGCCAACGUAGCAGCCGUUCCUUUCGUCGCCGUCGAAGGCGUCGUCCAAGCAAACCCGCAACCAAUCCAAAUGCAAGGUGGAAGCAGCAACUGCAACGACGGUUUCGUUCCCGGAAACGUGAUCAUGAAGAACACCCCACAAAGAGAGAUCUACGUUCCCGGCCCCAGAGUACCACUCGACUGUGACAGCGGCGAAGAUAUGCCGAUGCGUUUCGUCUCAAGCUACUCCAGCUCAAGCUCCUCUUCAGCUUCCUCCGCCAAUUCGGCCAACCACCAAUACUCUUACGGAUGCUCCAACUAAAUACUAGUUGAUCUCGAACUGAGCAAACCAUAAAACAACUUGUAAAAUAUAUAAAAUUGCAAAGACAAAAUUC